Meleagris gallopavo (turkey) is the source of this 1500-nucleotide messenger RNA. RefSeq names its product retinal G protein coupled receptor (gene RGR). Gene Ontology annotation, biological process: G protein-coupled receptor signaling pathway; phototransduction; visual perception. The record is from RefSeq and is a predicted model, not a curated record. NCBI's taxonomy places the organism in Eukaryota, Metazoa, Chordata, Aves, Galliformes, Phasianidae. Gene Ontology annotation, molecular function: G protein-coupled receptor activity. Gene Ontology annotation, cellular component: membrane.
GGCAGCCCCACAGCCAGAGCAGAGGGCAGAGGUUAAAUCUGUUGGCAUUUUUGUCACAAGAAUGGUCACUUCACAUCCUCUCCCUGAAGGCUUCACUGAAAUAGAGGUGUUUGCCAUCGGCACAGCCCUACUGGUAGAAGCCCUGCUUGGUUUCUGUCUGAAUGGUUUGACGAUUAUUUCAUUCCGAAAAAUCAAAGAACUCCGAACACCCAGCAACUUGCUGGUUCUCAGCAUUGCUCUGGCUGACUGCGGGAUAUGCAUCAAUGCAUUCAUUGCUGCCUUUUCCAGCUUCCUCAGGUACUGGCCCUAUGGCUCCGAGGGCUGUCAGGUUCAUGGGUUCCAGGGCUUCUUGACAGCACUAGCUAGCAUUAGCUCCAGCGCAGCAGUUGCCUGGGAUCGGUAUCAUCACUACUGUACAAGGAGCAAGCUGCAGUGGAGUACAGCCAUCUCCAUGAUGGUGUUUGCGUGGCUGUUCGCUGCCUUCUGGGCCACGAUGCCCUUGCUGGGCUGGGGGGAGUAUGACUAUGAACCCCUCCGAACCUGCUGCACCCUGGACUACAGCAAAGGGGACAGAAACUAUAUCACAUUCCUUUUUGCCCUGUCCAUUUUCAAUUUCAUGAUCCCGGGCUUCAUCAUGAUGACAGCCUAUCAGUCCAUACACCAGAAGUUCAAGAAAAGCGGGCACUAUAAGUUUAACACUGGCUUACCUUUGAAGACGCUGGUCAUUUGCUGGGGUCCCUACUGCCUUCUGUGUUUCUAUGCAGCAGUUGAAAACGUGAUGUUCAUUUCACCAAAAUACCGAAUGAUUCCUGCCAUUAUUGCCAAGACAGUGCCAACCGUGGACAGCUUUGUGUAUGCCUUGGGCAAUGAGAACUACAGAGGAGGAAUAUGGCAGUUCCUCACAGGACAGAAGAUUGAGAAAGCAGAGGUUGAUAACAAAACUAAGUAACCCAUUGCAGCAUCAAGCCACAUUAAUGCAGGUACACCAGUGAAAGCAACGCAGUAGAGGAAGACGUGUACAUUGUGGUAUGUACGUGCAAAGGUGAUUCCACGUGGAUAAGGCUGUGCACUGACUACAAGAAAUGAAAGAAAGCCCCAUGGAUUACUGUUGAAACCAUCAUGAGCUGCUUGUCAAACAAGCUGCCAUAAACCUGUCUUGAUUGUCAUCAGUCUCAUUUUAUAUGUCACUGCAAAUAAACUGUAUGCUGGAAAGCAUUCUUUUUCUCCCAAUAGACUAACAUAAAAGUUCAGCAAAUUAACUGAAGUAGGGUAUUCAUUUACCCAGUGAGGCCUCCCCAAACCAAACUGCAGUUUGUCUAUGAUGUCUGAAUUACCAGAAGAUUCGAGAAUCCAGAAUUAUGCCACAUGUCUGUAUUAAUAGCUUAUCCAUUGGAACAGUGCAUUUUCUAUGCACCCAAAAUGGAAGUUUCCAAACUUCCGCAAUGAAUCUGCCAUCCUAAUUCUAUCAAAACAUGUUAGUGGACAUUUUACUCCAGUAAG